AUGGCAAAGAUAUCUUCUUCUGAGCGAUGUAAUCUUAGUGAAGUUGCUCAUUAUAAUCAGAAGAAAUCAUCUAUUUGUGACUUUAGUAAUUUGGAUAACAUUUAUUUUGAUUUUAACUCCCCCCCUUACCAAGAUUUGGUACAGAGUACAGAUUUCCAAUGGGAAGACAUUAAAAAAGCCACACCUUUUUCACCACUUGGUCUUGUUAAAGAUUUUGCAAGCAGGGCAAAAAAGUUGAAUGGCGAAAAGAUUCACGUUCAUUCCCAUAAUAACGAAGAAUCACAUGAAGAGGAUGACCAAAAAAUGUCAACUAAUGCGAGAAUUCAAAUGGCAGGACAGCAUUUUAUCGAUAUUUACUCUUCAAAAGUUGAUGAAGUCUCUGAUCUAAGCCAUCCAUAUCCCAUCACAUUCUCUGGAAUAUCAGAAGAUGAAGCUAAAGAUGUAGAACUUCUGCUUACUCUUUUGUAUUCAGCUGAGAAAACCAGUCAAGGAAAGUUUGACCAGGCAAGCAAACUCAUUGAGUUUUGCAAUAAGACAUCUUCAAAUGAAGGGAAUCCUGUUCAAAGGCUGGUUUACUACUUUUCUCAAGCGAUUAUUGAGAAAAUUAACCGAGAAACGGGAAAAGUGGCCAAUGUUGGACUUGACAAGAUGUUUGAUCUUCAAAGUGUGUUAAUGAAUGUUGACGAGAGCAUAUUUACAUUUUUCCAAAAAGUCCCAUUAGCAAAGAAUCUAAAAAACUUCAUAUAG
Molecule: messenger RNA, 747 nt
Organism: Erigeron canadensis
Lineage: Eukaryota; Viridiplantae; Streptophyta; Magnoliopsida; Asterales; Asteraceae
Exons: 2
Coding region: 1-747 (248 amino acids)
Source: RefSeq, a predicted model, not a curated record